GGCAGGAGGGAAGCGGGCGCUGGAAGGGGCGGAGCCGCGUCCUGCCGGCGCGCGUGACGUCACGCCGUUUGAACGUCCGAGCCGGCAGCCUCUCGUGAGGUGACGUUGGGUCGCUGGUGCAGCUCGCUGGCGGGAGGAGGGGAGCUGAGGGGCGAGCGGAGCCGACCCGAACCCGCAGCUCGCCUCAGAGGGCGGGGUCAGGGGUCAGUAGAAGAAGCUGCCGCCGCCUCCUGCACUGGGUCAGAGAAGCCAUGUGGAGGAAUUGUGUUAGAUUGGCCAGGGGGCUUGGUCACAGUGCAGUCCUCCGUCUGGAUCCAAAGGUGUCAGGCUGCGGUGUCGUUCGAGGGUUAAGUCCAACUGUCUCAUGCAGUCCAACAGCCCCAUGCAGUCUGCUCUGGAACUCUGUGACCUGGCUCUCUCAGGCCAGACAGUCGAAGGAUUAUGCCCUCCCCAACUCCAGCUGGAGCCAGGGCAUGAUGGAUUUGUAUAACAGGUUCCUGGAGAUGUGUAAAGAUGGGACAUGGAAAAGGAUUCCUUCCUACGGCAAUAGUGUUGAUCAUAUACCAGAAUCGCUGAAGCUAGUGCCUGAAAAGGAGCAGAAGGGAACCCGCCUCUUCUCCAGAAACAUGGAUACAGAAGGACUGGGCUUCGAAUAUGCCAUGUUCCUUAACCCAUCUGAGAAAAGGAUGGUGUGUCUGUUCCAGCCGGGCCCCUAUCUGGCAGGGCAUCCGGGGUUUGCCCAUGGGGGCUCCACGGCGACGAUCAUUGACAGCACUGUUGGGGGCUGCGCUAUAUUUGUUGCUGGCAGGGUGAUGACUGCUAACCUCAGUAUAAACUACAGGAACCCCAUUCCGCUGGGCUCGGUGGUCUUGGUGGACAGCAAAGUGGACCAAGUCGAGGGAAGGAAAGUGUUUCUGUCCUGUCAAGUCAAGAGCAUCGAUGGUCAAACGCUUCAUGCAGAGGCAACCGCCCUGUUUAUCCAGCUGAAUUCCACAAAGUCCCUGCAGGAGCAGAUGAGCUCCCAGUGAGUCGUCUUGGCCUGUCGGACGACCAGGCUGCAGCCGAGCCCACUACAGCCUCUCCGGUCGCUAAUUCUCUGCUCUUCUCUCUUCUGUUCUGAAGAGAGAGCUCUGCCCUGGACUUCUCCUGAGUAACAGUGAUAUGGUGCAGAUUCUUCUGCAUUCAUCGACUUUGGGGGGGCCUCUCUUAAGGCCACCUCUGCCCAUUGGGCUCCACUACAGCUGUUGUGUCGCCCCACCCUCAGCUGGCCGGUCAAUUUCUGAUUAACCUCCGAACAUGAAGGUCCCAUUCUUUGCCGGCUGUACCGGGAACUGCUGAUGGGAGUUGGUGCCGUCUGUGGACUUCAGAGACAGUGAGCUCUGCAUGUUAUUGUGUGUUAUCAGGUGUUUUAUCAAAGGACAAAUGUGAUAAACCCUUGGUCAGCCAUUUCCUGCACUGCAAGCAUGUAGAUUCUCUCAGCUCCUACACGUAUUUCUUACUGUUGUCUUCCAUUUUGUCUUGUCUGCUGAGGAAACUUGCGUGCUAUCUUGUGGUCCAGCAUGCUGUCUAUCCUUCACAGCAUACGUGAUCUACAUGCCUCGGGAUGGGUAAUGGGUUUUGAAACCUUAUGCGCCAGUUCAGGUCUAGUUCUACUAGACAGGGUGAUCCAGACCCAAGUUGUAUCUUAUCCUCUUGGCUGUGACCCAUUCUCCUUUAGCAUGGAGAAGUGGGGUGGGGUGGGGAAUUUGGCUUCCAUGCCUAAAAGGAGGUAACAUAGAACAUAAUUUGUCCCUGUCAUUGGAACUUAGUGGACAGAUCUGUUUAGUGACGCGCGAGCCGGAAGAGAAACCAGCUCCUGCUCUCGUAAGCUCUGCAGAGCCAACUGAGGAAUUAAAAAGUAGAUCUGAGUCCGAUUAUGGGAUAGAGCUAUGGCAUUGGAAGGCACUGUCAUGGAAGAGUCACCGCAAAGUUUUGCAGAGACAUUUUUAGGGCUGAUUGAAAGUUUUCAGUCAAAACCUUUUUCUUUUUCAUGGAAAAUCGGGCCUUUGAUCAAACAAAACGUUUGCAGAAUGCCUCUGCUUUCCACAGCAGCAUUAAGUGUUUUCCAUCAGAAAAUGGAAGGCUGGAAUGGAAAUGAUUUUGAUUCCGAAAUGCCGUUCUGUAUGGGCCGGGAUCCCCAGCCAGAUUACGUCUUCCAUAAUGCAGCGCAGCCAUGCAGCUGCCCUGAAGUGGGGCCUGCCUCACAAGGAGACUAGAAGCGUGAGGCAUCACAGCAGCAUUUCACAAUCGCUCUAUUUUGUUAGCAACAGAUCUUAGUCAGGCCAAAUCUCUUUCCUCUUUAGCAGCUUCCUUCUCCAGGGCCCCAAUCCUACAAUGAGCAGAUCUUGGAGCACCAAGUUUGCUGCUGAUGUGUGACCUUAACAAUCAGUAGCCAGCGCACGGCCUUCUUUCCUUUGGGAGUGAGCUGUCAUGGAGGGGUGGGAGGGAGAGGAGAACAGGAUGGGGGGAGGCAAACUCCUGGAUUCCCUUCUGAACUCUGCCACUGCCUCAAGUGAUCAUGGGCAAGUCACUUACCCUCUGUGCCUUGGUUUCCCUACCUGUAAAAUAAGGGUUGAUUAAACUCUUCUGUCCUGGGAGGAGAACAGUGAGGGUUAAUUCAUCUCUGUCAAGCACUAGAAAUGCUAAUUAUUUAUAGUAGAUCUUUAGUUGUGUCUGGGAUAUCAGGCAAAGAAAACAUUAAUGGAGGCAAAGGAAGUAAUAUAUACAAUCUUAUUUAUUUUUGAAGUUAACUCACUGCAGUCUUGCUACAUUAGUGAGAAAACAGAAGGUGUUUUGCAGAAGCCUCCUGAGGAGUUUGCUUGUAGCUACCCUUAAAGCUAAUCUUGAAUGGGAUUUGAAUUUGCUCACUAAAGAGCAGCAGUGAUUUUUGCCUGUGCCCGCCACUGAAAGUUUGCGUUUGUGAGACCCAGGGAUUUACGCUCCUUGCUAUGAAGGGGAAGGCUUUCAGGACAACUUUAAAUCCUGAGGGGAAAGGGUUUGUUUGUCUUUUAAACAUCUCACCUUGUGGGAAAUCUCACCGCAACAGUGUUGUCCUGGUAGUGUUGCUUCUUCAAUCCUGCAGCUGCUCCACUUCUGCAACUAGACGGAGCUAAUCCCGGAACCGAGUGAAGGAGCACUUUCUGUUUCUCAGUCCAGGCAGAUCAAAGAACUCCCAUAUGUUUGGAUGGGGGGCGUAUGUAUUUAUUUUAAGUUCUGUAAAUGAGCAUUCACUGCCAGUAACUCACAUACUCUAUGGAGUCACAAUGUGAACCAACAGUGGGAGAACUGCCCACAGCUGGCACCAUGGAAGUAUUAGGGUAGAUUGGGCUCUGGCAUUUCUGCCAUGGUGCUGUUUAUCCCUGCUCGGCUUAGAGACCAGCAUGGUUUAAAACUGCCUGAACCUGAGCUGUGUCCACACUCCUGCAAUUACUAUACUAAUGGUGGGAGAAUGCUUCUAAAAAUUGUCACCUUAGACACAGCCUAGUGCAGAGUGCUCCAUAGGAGAAGCAGAGCAUGAAAGUGACCAGGCUAGGUCCACCUUCAGAACUGCUUGAAGAACAAAAGAAAACACAGGGCAGCAACACGGCAAAUCGGAUCAGGUCGUGAAACUGGAAUAAUUGUUAGGCUCUCAGCCAGAGCCGAGAAUGCUGGUAAGGAAAUCUCUCAACAACUGAUUGAGGCUCAAACAGAAGGACUUAAUUGGGCUGUGACAUGAAUUGACUUAUUGUUCUUCACCCAGUGCGCAGGGUUUAAAAACUUGAAAUUUGCUCUCUCAAAUAUCCUGGUGCCUGGGUGGGGAGUUCAUCUUGGUUUUGAGUUGGAUUGUUAUCUUGUUUGUCACUGUUUGGAGCAUCUCCAUUUGAAGGGAUGGUUUCUGCAAUCUAAAAGGGGCAUGACCAGUCAGGAAUAAAGAUGUUUAUUUUAGAACAGA
Messenger RNA from Chelonia mydas (Green sea turtle), 3970 nucleotides. RefSeq names its product acyl-coenzyme A thioesterase THEM4. The transcript has 7 exons. The coding region runs from base 252 to 1028 and encodes 258 amino acids. Lineage: Eukaryota; Metazoa; Chordata; Testudines; Cheloniidae. The record is from RefSeq and is a predicted model, not a curated record.